Molecule: messenger RNA, 263 nt
Organism: Eutrema salsugineum
Lineage: Eukaryota; Viridiplantae; Streptophyta; Magnoliopsida; Brassicales; Brassicaceae
Source: RefSeq, a predicted model, not a curated record
AUACGAGGACGUGAAGUCAUGUCCAUACGAAGAUGUGCAUGUUUUGUGGUCUAUACUCGUGGAGUCUCAUCCACACACUUUGCAACAAAAACAGUAAAAACUCCAUUUCAUUAUUGUUGUUACUCUCUUUUUGGUUCGGAGGGUUCAAUAUCAAAUGUUCAUGCCCAAGGACAGAAACGAAGAAGAAACUUGUUAAGGACAUGAUUCAUAUAUAUGUUCUCUUCUCACUUGUACAUAGAUAAUAUGAAUACACUGAGCUUUUC